AUGAGUAGGAUGCCUCUUCCCUGGCUUUGGUCUUUUCUAUUCUUCUUAAUGCUUUUUAUUUUGGGCAUUAGUUCCCAAUUUGGAUUAGCCGAAGUUAUGAUUACAGCCAUUUAUGACCAAUUCCCUGCUGUUCGCCCUUAUAGGGGUUGGCUGGCUGUUGGGGUUUGUGGAUCUCUUUUCUUAGUUGGACUAAUUAUGUGUACAAGGGUAAGAUUUAUGGUACUUUAUGGUAAUUUUGUAUUAUCUAUUUACGCUUAUCAAAUAAACAUUAUAAAAUUUAUUAGAUUAAAUACUUAUAAAUAG
Molecule: messenger RNA, 303 nt
Organism: Meloidogyne enterolobii
Lineage: Eukaryota; Metazoa; Nematoda; Chromadorea; Rhabditida; Meloidogynidae
Source: the annotation of a GenBank genome assembly